Marasmius oreades (fairy-ring Marasmius) is the source of this 1353-nucleotide messenger RNA. RefSeq lists its product as uncharacterized. NCBI's taxonomy places the organism in Eukaryota, Fungi, Basidiomycota, Agaricomycetes, Agaricales, Marasmiaceae. The transcript is spliced from 4 exons. Gene Ontology annotation, biological process: transmembrane transport. The record is from RefSeq and is a predicted model, not a curated record. Gene Ontology annotation, molecular function: transmembrane transporter activity. Bases 1 to 1353 code for a protein of 450 amino acids.
AUGUUUGGGAAAUUCUACACUUAUUCCUCUAUCAAGUGGACAUUCAUCGCCGCUAUCACGAUCUUUGAAAUAGGUUCCCUCGUCUGUGGAACAGCGCCCACUUCAAAUGCACUCAUUAUCGGACGUGCGGUAGCAGGUAUUGGUAGCGCUGGCGUCUUCUCAGGAGCUCUGGUCAUCAUUGCCCACUCUGUACCUCUGCGUAAACGACCCAUGUUCACUGGGAUCAUCGGAGCCAUGUAUGGACUGGCGAGCGUUGCAGGACCGUUACUGGGAGGUGUAUUCACGGACAAAGUCACCUGGAGAUGGUGUUUCUACAUUAACCUCCCGAUUGGUGCCGUUACUCUUUUGGUCAUUGCGCUUUUCUUCACCGCUCCCCGUCGCCCCAAAUCGAGUCACAUAGAGAACUGGCGAGAUGGUCUGAAGAAGUUCGAUUCGUGGGGCACAGUGGCCUUCCUGCCGGCUGUCAUCUGCUUACUUCUCGCUUUGCAAUGGGGCGGCACCACCUACCCGUGGCGUAAUGGCCGGAUUAUCGCUCUUUUCGUCAUCUUCGGUGUCCUUAUCACUGUCUUCGUUGGAAUUCAGGUUUGGAAAAAGGAUGACGCGACGGUUCCUCCACGAAUCUUGACCCAACGCAGUAUCUUCGCCGGCUCGUUGUUCGCGUUUUCUCUAGGUGCAUCGUUCUUUAUCAUGGUCUACUUCAUCCCUAUCUGGUUUCAGGCGAUCAAAGGAACCUCCGCUGUCGGGUCUGGAAUUGACAGUCUCCCAAUGAUCCUAUCCGUCGUCGUUGCCUCUCUCGUCUCCGGAGGCAUAAUUUCCGUCACUGGGUAUUAUACUCCUUGGAUGAUUCUUGGAAGUAUCCUAGCCUCAAUCGGCGCGGGUUUGAUUUCUACCUUCAAGCCCGACACGACAACCGGAGCAUGGAUUGGAUUCCAGAUCAUAUAUGGUGCUGGUAUAGGGUCUGGCAUGCAACAACCCCUCAUGGCCGCACAGACUGUCUUACCCCUUGUAGAUGUACCGAGCGGUACCGCCAUCAUUGUAUUCAUGCAAACCAUCGGAGGCGCCAUCUUCAUUUCUAUUGCGCAAAAUGUCUUCACGAACAAGUUGGUAUCUGGAGUUCUGAAGAACGCUCCUGGAAUCGACCCUGGCCUUGUCGUCGGAGCAGGCGCAACCGGGAUCAAGAACGCUAUCCCACAGGAGCAUUUUUCAGCAGUGGUCAGUGCAUAUAAUCUAGCGCUGGUGAAUGCUUUCUAUGUCGCCACUGCGAUGUCAUGCCUGACUUUCGUCGCUUCGUUGGCUGUGGAAUGGAGAAGUGUGAAGAGCGGAAGUGGGCCGUCCGCGAUGCAUGCCGCUUAA